Molecule: messenger RNA, 995 nt
Organism: Paramecium pentaurelia
Lineage: Eukaryota; Ciliophora; Oligohymenophorea; Peniculida; Parameciidae
Source: the annotation of a GenBank genome assembly
UUAUGCUCUUACUUUCAAUAGUGCAUUCAUAAAUAUAUGAUUGCCAAAUUCAACAAGGAGAAUGUUCAGAUAACUAUGAUCCAGUUUGUGGGUUAAAUAUUUCUAAUUCAUCAAUCUAAACAUUUGUUAAUAAUUGUUUUGCUUGUAAAGCAAGUUAAGUGGUGAAAUAUAUAAAAGGCGAUUGUUAAAAGAAACAAGAUGAUACUAAAAUAGACGUACCAUAGACUUCUGCUGGUGUAGAUAAAAAUCCUCCUAAACCUACUUCUGGAAAUUAUACUCAAACUAUAUCUUGUACAAACCCUCGACCCAGUAUAUGUGAUACUAGGUAAAUAUCAUUUAGAACUUUAUAGUAUAAAAUCUAUAUGCGGACUCUUUGAUUCUACUACUAAAUGUACUGGAUAAAAUUGUUUACAGUAAUUCACGAAUGAAUGUUUGGCUUGCAGAAAUACUUCAAUUCAUAGUUACUUUUUUGGAAAUUGCUCUGAAUAUAAGUAUUGAAAUAAAUUAAUAAUUUAAGACCUUAAAGUCCUACUAUAAUUUAAUGUAAUUCACAAUCAUCAAACAACUGUGAAUUGAAAGAACAACUUACUGUUUGUGGUUUUUUAGAUGAAACUGCUAUAUGUUAAAAUCCACCUUGUUUAUAACCAUUCGAUAAUAAAUGUGAACCAUGUUAAUAAUCUAAUAUUACAUCAUAUUUUGUUGGUGAUUGUAAUCAAUAUUAAGAAUUGUUUUACAAUGCUGAAUAGAAAUCAGAUUCUUUUGUGGCCAAUUAUUAAUAUUGUCAAGCUUAAAGACCUUCAGAAUGUGAUUAAGAAUAUGUUCAAACUUGUGGUAUCUUAAAGUCUUGUAAUGGUAAUGGAUGCGAAAGAAACUAUGAUAAUUCUUGCAGUGCUUGUCAAAAUAGUGAUAUUGAAGGAUAUUAUACUGGAGAAUGUUUAAAUAACUAUAUGAAACUAAUCUCAAUAAUGUUUAUUAUUGCUUUGUUAAUAUAAUGA